UGUGUGCGUCAAUCUAUAUGAGCUUUCAGAGAGAGAGAGAGAGAGAGAGAGAAAAAAAAAAAAGAAGGAAAAUUUAGAUCAAAGACCUUGAGUGUUAGCCUUAAGGACUACUCCACUAAGUGCUUGGAUUAGCAAAGAACGUGAACAGCGCAGUAGAACUGGGCAGUUUCUUCAGAAGCCAUGGAUCAAGCGCUAGAGGCGCUGCAUGUUUUCUUAGAGUGUACACAGUUCCUCUUUCCUCAUUCCCAUUUUGCUGUGUUCGCGGCCCAGAAAAGUAUCAUGAUGUUGCUUACUUUCAAGCAUUUUCUUAUCUCUCUUAUGAUUUUCGCUUCUGCUCUUGCGGUCUGUGGAGAAGAUCAAUCAGGGUUUAUAAGCAUAGAUUGUGGCUUACCUAAUGUAUCCAACUAUACCGAUCCGGUUAGAGGCUUGAAUUACACCUCAGACGCGGCGUUCAUCGACACCGGUAAAAAUGAGUAUAUAUUACCCGAGUACCAAAAGAACUAUGCACGUUACUACCAGUCUCUUAGGAGCUUUCCUGAAGGAGACAGGAACUGUUACAAAGUUAUCGGGAUCAUAAGAGGGGGCAAAUAUAUGAUCCGAGCUCUGUUCGUUUACGGAAAUUAUGAUAAACAAGGUGAGCCACCCGCAUUCGACCUAUAUUUGGGGACCGAUAUGUGGGAUUCAGUCAUUUUUACAAGCCCGUUGGAGCCUGUAAUUAAGGAGAUCAUACAUGUCCCUCGGCGCAACUAUGUCCAUGUUUGCCUGGCUAAGACGGGAGAUGGAAUUCCAUUUAUAUCCUCACUGGAAUUUAGGCCUUUGUUCAACACUUCUUAUCAGGCAGAAACGGGCUACUCCUUGCUUUCAAUACAAAGGAUCGACGCUGGUUCUACAGAAGCGUAUAGGUAUGGUGAUGAUAUCCAUGAUCGAUUUUGGACUUUCCUCCAACGUGAUGAUUGGACAAAUAUAAACACGUCAAGCAUCGUUGAUGUCUCUGGCACUAGCCUAGAACCGCCGCCGGUGGUUAUGAGAACUGCCGCCAUGCCAAAAACCAUCAAUUACUUGGAUAUUAGUUGGCAGGUACCAUCUGAUGAUCCUGACAAUACUUCUGCAUAUUUUGUCUACAUGCACUUUGCCGAAGUCAAGAAGCUCCAAGCCAACCAAUCUAGAGCAUUCGAGAUUUUUCACAACGGAGAGUUCUUUUAUGGACCACUCUCUCCUGCUUACUUAAGAGCAGAAACAAUCUACAGCCCAACUGCUUUAAUCGGAGGAGCGCAUAGUAUUAAAAUCUCUAAGACUCCAAAUUCAACCCUGCCACCCAUCAUUAAUGCGUGGGAGGUUUAUGUGCGAAAAGAAUUCCCACAAUCAGAAACAGACCAACAAGAUGCUAAUGCCAUGACGAUCAUAAAGUCAACUUACGGCAUGAAAAGAAACUGGCAAGGAGAUCCAUGUCUCCCCAAAGUGUAUUUGUGGGAAGGUAUAGAAUGUAGCUAUGACGAUGAUAAGAAGCCGCAAGUGCCAAGAGUCAUAUCUUUGGACUUGUCCUCAAGCGGAUUAACCAGCAGUGUAUAUCCUUCCAUAUCCAAUCUCACAGAAAUACAAACUCUGGAUUUAUCAAACAACAAUUUAACAGGAUCAAUACCAGCCUUUUUAUCUCAAUUGCCAAAGUUGAAAGUCCUAAACUUGGAGAACAACAACCUCGGAGGUUCAGUUCCGGUUGAAAUCGAACAGAGAUUGAAGGACGGAUUGCUUUCAUUAAGGGUUUGCGGAAAUCCAAAUUUAUCUUCAAAGGUUUCUUGCAAAGAGAAGAAAAAGUCUGUACUUGUUCCUGUACUUGCAGCAUCAGUUGGUGGAGCUAUUAUUCUCCUACUAACUGCGGCAGCAUUCUGGUUCGAGUUAACGAGGAAAAGACAUCGCCGGGAUGCUAAAUCAAGCUUCCAAAAUGAGUCACUUGAUGCAAGAAAACGACACUUUUCAUAUUCGGAGAUACUCACCAUCACCGAUGCUUUUGAGAGAAUCCUUGGUGAAGGUGGUUUCGGAAAAGUGUACUACGGCCAGAUAAAUAAUACUCAAGUAGCUGUGAAGGUCCUCUCUGUAUCAUCUGGUCAAGGAUAUCACCAGUUUCAGGCAGAGGUUAAUCUAUUGAUGAGGGUUCAUCACAAAAACCUAACAAGCCUUGUUGGAUAUUGCAAUGAUGAAAAGAACAUAUCUCUCAUCUACGAAUACAUGGCCAAUGGAAACUUGCAACAACAUCUUUCAGGUAGCAACUCAAAUAUCUUAAAAUGGGAAGACAGACUACUAAUUGCAACAGACGCAGCGCACGGAUUGGAGUAUCUGCACUAUGGCUGUAAGCCUCCUAUAAUCCAUAGAGAUGUAAAGACGACCAAUAUCUUGUUGAAUGAAAGUUUCCAAGCGAAAUUAUCGGAUUUUGGGUUAUCUAGAAUUAUCCCAAAUUAUGAGGAGAGUCAUGUAUCUACAGUAGUUGCUGGUACUCCUGGGUACUUUGAUCCUGAGUACUACAUGUCAAACAGGCUAAAUGAGAAAAGUGAUGUUUAUAGUUUUGGAGUCGUACUGUUGGAGAUCAUCACAGGUCGACCUGCCAUAUCAAAAUCCUCUAAGAACAUUCACCUUAGCCAAUGGGUUAAGCAUAUGCUUCAAAAGGGUAACAUCAAAAGCAUUGUUGAUCCAAGGUUAGAGGAAAAUUUCGAUGUUAACUCAGCGUGGAAAAUUGUUGAAAUAGCAAUGAACUGUGUUUCUCAGUAUUCUGCCGAAAGACCAACAAUGAGUCAAGUAGUGGGAGAACUAAAAGAAUCUUUGGAAAUGGGACUUGUACGGACAAAGGAACGUUUUCAAAGUCCCGAAUCAAGAGAUACAACUCCAAUGAUACCUUUGAUGAGUAUUAAUUUUAGUGCCGAAAUCAGUACUCCCUCAGCUAGGUAGUACUACUACUAUAUACCCUUAUAGAUUGUAUGUUGGUUCUACUACUAUACUUCUGUUCUCCUCUUGUAUGUUGCAGAUUCUUCCUUAAUAAAAUGUAAGCUUGUUUGUAUAGUACAUUCUUAUAGAACAAUUCCUUAGUAUGUUUUGAACAUUAGUUUGUUAA
Messenger RNA from Morus notabilis, 3100 nucleotides. RefSeq names its product putative leucine-rich repeat receptor-like protein kinase At2g19210. Bases 181 to 2937 code for a protein of 918 amino acids. Gene Ontology annotation, molecular function: protein kinase activity; protein binding; ATP binding. Lineage: Eukaryota; Viridiplantae; Streptophyta; Magnoliopsida; Rosales; Moraceae. The transcript has 15 exons. Gene Ontology annotation, biological process: protein phosphorylation. The record is from RefSeq and is a predicted model, not a curated record.